Messenger RNA from Ostrea edulis (European flat oyster), 645 nucleotides. RefSeq lists its product as uncharacterized. NCBI's taxonomy places the organism in Eukaryota, Metazoa, Mollusca, Bivalvia, Ostreida, Ostreidae. Bases 1 to 645 code for a protein of 214 amino acids. The transcript has 2 exons. Gene Ontology annotation, molecular function: zinc ion binding; nucleic acid binding. The record is from RefSeq and is a predicted model, not a curated record.
AUGUCGAAGCGGUCUACGACAGAUUUCUUAGCAGAUUGUCAAGAGCAGUCAAUGGAUGAUUCGGUGUUAUACGAGCCCUCAAAUCACGCAGCAUUAACUACAAUUUCUGCACAACCUAACAGACCCGAGAUUCCGAAUAUCACGGACACCUUCAAUUUGUUUAAAACCUAUCUGCACACAAAGUUGGAAAACCUGAAGGACCAAUUAUCAGCCGAUACAUCUUCUGCCAGUAUUGUUUCUUCCAUUAUCGCCAAGCUAACGAGAAGAAAUAAGCUCAUUAGAAUUGCUGACAAGUCCCCAGCUGGCUGGACCACAGUGCGAGAAUAUGAGAGUGACGACCUUGCCUCUGACGAUGAGAAGCGAAUGCGCCAAGCGAAAAGUCGUGCAUUGCGUGCACUCAAGGAGAAGCGUCGCUACCAGCCCUACAAGAAACCUUCUGCUACUGCUCCCACUCCAGCUACUUCCACUGAUCGCAGGCCUGAUUCUACGCCCUACCAGCAGUCCUUUCGUGGCUACACAAAACAAAGAAAACAACCCUCGCCGUACGACAUUUGUUACAAUUGCCGAAAGUACGGGCACUGGAAAUCCCAAUGUAGUGCUCCACCAGCUCAAUCAAGCAACCAAAGUGCAAGCUCAUACAAGUAG